GCUGCAAGUACCCGGAUGGUGUACUCAUAACGGUCAAAAGGCUGAGUGUGCAACGCUGGACACUUUUCGCCCUCAACGGUAGCCAUCUUGACUACGAAGCGGAAGGGGAGGGACUAUCAACCCAAUUCAAACUUGCGAUAAUGGCGGCUGAUAUCGGGAGUAAUUUGCUGGAAGCGGUGGUGGAGCAGGACCUUACAGGUCCAUUCAGAUGGACGGACGAGGACACCAGGGCCCUCAUACUAUGGCGUGCUGCCAAUGUGUCCCUGUUUACAGGAAGAAGAAACGCAGCCAUCAAUGGAUACGAAAACUUCAUAUCUGAGAAAAGGCUGGGAGGGAAGGUGACCCCAGCCUUCUGCAAAAAAAAGUGGGAGAACUUAAAACAAAAGUUCAAGGAUCUGAAGUGCCCCAAAACUGGAGUCAGCACAGAGGGGGGUGAGGCCACUGCCGCUUCCUGGAAGUGGUACACAUUGAUGGAUGAGGCAAUUGGGGGCAGGCCAUCAGUGACACCGCCUGUCCUCAUUGCCUCAUCCACCCGGGAUGUGGCAGUGGCUUCACCCCCCUCUGUGGUGACCCCUGAACAGGCCAGUACCUCCAUGGCAUCCACCCCAAAGAGGCGGAGAGUGGAUGUCAUGGAGAUUUUUGCAGACAUGGAGAGGAAGGAGGAGCAGUUGGAGGCGGUGCUGCUAGACAUGCAGCGAGAGGAAAAGGAGAGAGAGGAGGCCAGGCUCAGAGAGAGGAACUUGGCAACUAUUUCAACGUAA
Messenger RNA from Alosa alosa (allis shad), 761 nucleotides. RefSeq lists its product as uncharacterized. The coding region runs from base 141 to 761 and encodes 206 amino acids. The record is from RefSeq and is a predicted model, not a curated record. The transcript has 5 exons. Lineage: Eukaryota; Metazoa; Chordata; Actinopteri; Clupeiformes; Clupeidae.